This is a messenger RNA of Schizosaccharomyces japonicus yFS275, 1668 nucleotides long. RefSeq lists its product as hypothetical. The record is from RefSeq and is a predicted model, not a curated record. NCBI's taxonomy places the organism in Eukaryota, Fungi, Ascomycota, Schizosaccharomycetes, Schizosaccharomycetales, Schizosaccharomycetaceae. The transcript is spliced from 2 exons. Bases 1 to 1668 code for a protein of 555 amino acids.
AUGGCUGCAAUAGCUGCGCUCGCACAGGCUGCAUCAGCAGCAGCGACGGCCAGCGUGGGUUUGGUUUUGGUGGGUGAUACCGCCGCCAAUGGUGAGAAAAGUCCCUGUGGUCCAAACAGCAUUGCAGACGGGCUGGUCGUCGACAAGUCCAGACGGAAUACGGACAGACACAUCCAACGAGCACAGACAAGCCGUGUCGCCGGCAACAAGGACCACACUGCCAAGCAUUCCUCCAGCGGUGAUUUUCGACGCAGCUGGUCCUUUGCUCCGCGACGGUCCGCCAGCGUCGACCACGUGAUCACCUCAAACCUCUUUGGCACCCAUGCCCCCACAACACACCCCACAUCAACAACCGCGGCAACGGGCCGCGGUUCGGCGUCUCCUUCCCCCCACGUGUCGACAGAGUUUCGACAACCCUGCGGAGAACCCCGCAGGGACCCCCUCAAGGAACCCCGCGGGGCUGAGGACCCUACCCCGCACACACAUUCUAUCGGCGACAGUCGCUGCACGCCAACCCCCACACGAGCACGGACGCCCAUGACGCGGGGAAGCGUUCGUCACGGCCGUUCUGUGUCGCUUUGGCAGCGCGUCUUUUCUCGCGCCGGAGGAGGAGCGUCGGCUAACGCGCGCGAUCUGCAGCAGGCGCAGCAGCAACAUCAGCGGCGAACGAGUAGUGCCAGCAGCAUAGCGAGCUCGGCCGAGUUUUCACAGGCGCUGCCUUUGCUGUGGCCCCCAGGGGUCUUUCCCUUGCUCAAGGCGGCGGCAGCCACGUCUGUGACACGGGUUAGCGUGCGGGGUGCGACUGCAUGUGUCAACGAAAACCCAUGUGGUCCCGUGUCUGGACGUGUCGAGAACGCGAAACGCGUCACGUCGAGUCUCAGGGAACGCGACAACGUGAAACCCAACGUGCAGCAGCAGCAGCAGCAGCAGCCCGACAGCGAGCCAAACCCUCUUUCGGCGAUCUCGGCUCGACUAGCCGAGUCGGUCGAUUCGACAGAUCUCGCUUGGGACGCGGAUUUUGAAGCUUUGUCGCCAUCGCUUACAAUUCCGCCGAGCUUGACCGCCGCUGACGCGCAAGUGCGUCGACAGCUCGAGCUCGUCAAGCAGCUCUCGGUGCACGUGCAAUCCAUUGCCUCUCGGGUGUGCUCGCAUGCCCGCGAGCUCGAGCCCAAGAAGCUUCUGUGGGAGGAAGCACACACCCUGCUGCUGCUCACUUCCACCACCACUACAGGCAGGACGACACCGGCCAACCCGGCGAACCGGGUCAUAGUCUCGGGCAAAUCACCGUCCGGCCCGGCCUCUCCUUCGACCCAUUUAACCGAGCACGGCUCCGCUGUUCACCGAACAUCACCGUCCGCCCACUCCCCCCACACUGCGUCAUCAGGCACACCAGAUGGCCAGGACCAUGCUUCCGGCGACACCCCUUCCUGCACCGUCGAUCCCUCCUCUCCGCUGCUAACCGACCGAGUUCGAGAACUGCUGGCCAGACUCUCGUCGUCCGACGAAGCGCGUCGAGCGAAUUACACCGCCAUCUCUGCACAGAUUCCCUUUGAGCAGGCAGCCGGCCUGCCGUCCCAGCUCCCAUUCGACGCCCACAUGCUCCCCGAACUCGUCCGCUACGUUGCGGACCUCGACCAACGCAUAAUUAAGAGCUGCAGCGCAACGUAA